AUCAAGCAAAUUCUUGCUAUUUCCCCCUCAAGCUGAGGCUGACAACCUAAACACGGUUAGGUUUCACAUAACCCUGAGACUCUGGGAGUCAAAACAUGAGAAGAAACAAGAUCCUGCAUAUCACAUGUGAGGCUGCAGAGACAAGGCCAAGCCAGCUGGGUCAGCUCGGCAGUGUUCAAAGAGAAGUAUCAGUUAAUGUCUCUACAGGUGAUUAGCAUGUGCUCCAUAUUAUGGACUGGAACCCUGAAAUUCCGGUAGCCUUGAUCCAAACAGUACUUCCUCUUAAGCUGUUAUUUUUGUAUGAAGAGACAUCUUCAUUCAUCCUUUACAAUUGAAUAAAUGCAGGGAGGCAUGGAUCUCUCUGUUUUGCCAAAUAACAACCAUCCUGACAAGUUCCUGCAGCUCGAUGUGAAGUCUUUAAUGAGGAACUCAGCCCUUCUCCAGGCCAGCCUGGUGAGGUUUCCGGGAGGGAAUUACCCUGCUGCACAGCACUGGCAAAACCUCGUCUACUCACAGAGAGAAAAGAAGAAUAUUACUGUUCAACGCCUGAGGGGAUCCAGUGCAAAGGGCACCAUCACUGUAGACAGCCCCCCACCAUCCUUAUCAUCAGUUCUGAAGAAUAACCCACUAUAUGGUGAUGUAAGUUUUGAGGAAGCUAUGGAAGAAAGAAAAAAGAAUCCUUCAUGGACUGUUGAGGAAUAUGACAAGCGUUCCCUGCAUACCAACCUCUCUGGGCAUCUGAAGGAAAAUCCUAACGACCUACGGUUUUGGUUGGGGGAAAUGUACACACCCGGUUUUGAUACCUUACUGAAGAAGGAAGAAGAACAAGAGAAGCAUUCCAAAUAUCGUCGGAUAGGUCUGAUUCUGUUCCUCGUUGCCUGCAUCUUGGUUUCCAUAGUGACUGUUAGCACUUUUUUCAUCUAAAGAAACUACCCCCAGACACAGUCACUUCAAAUUUCUUUAAAAUCUUUC
Molecule: messenger RNA, 972 nt
Organism: Odocoileus virginianus texanus
Lineage: Eukaryota; Metazoa; Chordata; Mammalia; Artiodactyla; Cervidae
Source: RefSeq, a predicted model, not a curated record